UGGCGCACUUGAUGCUCCUGGUCUCUUGCCAUUCGCCACUUUGCUAUGGCAAUGGAAGAGCUGGACGAGUUCGAGUUGCUCUGGCCGGACACCUGCCACGCCCACGCCGCGCACGAGCUGCCGGCGAGCCCACCUGUGUCGGUGCAGGUGCAGGUGCAGCCAACUGAGUCGUCCACGCCGCGCCCCAAGCAGCGUGGGGGCUCCGCGCGCUCUCGGCCCGUGGACGUCCCCAACCCCAGGGUUGCACCCUCGCACCGCUGGAACGGGAGAGACGGCGGCGACGACGAUGAGGAGGACGGCCGCAACGAUAUCGUUCCGCCGCACUUGCUGGUGUCCGGCAGGCGGCGGUCGGAGGCCGAGACGGCGUGGACGCUGCGGGCGUCGGGUCCACCGUGCAAGCGGGCGCGCGACCUGCGCGACCUCCGCAACUCCGUGCUGCGGAUGACCGGCUUUAUCGAAGGAUGACGUCGAUUGUAAUGUGUGGUGGUACAGCUGCUGACCUGCAUGCAUGGUGUACUUCGAUUUGUACUCGCGGUCGGAAUGGAAAAUAAUGCAAGGGGAUUAUCGAUUUGGAAGAUGAAUUUGAACCA
Messenger RNA from Phragmites australis (common reed), 590 nucleotides. RefSeq names its product protein S40-1-like. The record is from RefSeq and is a predicted model, not a curated record. The transcript has a single exon. Lineage: Eukaryota; Viridiplantae; Streptophyta; Magnoliopsida; Poales; Poaceae. Bases 46 to 465 code for a protein of 139 amino acids.